CCAGGUGGGGAAGCUUUGGAGCCCGGUUCAAUGGGCAGGCGUGUGCUCCGUGCAUCUGCCUCUCGCAGACUGGGGACAAGCGGGAACUGCUUGGAUCGUUUGUGGACUUUGCGGAGCUUCUUUGGGGUCUGCCAAGCUAACGUGUGCUUCUGCCCAAGGAUGACCCUGCUCCGGAGCAGCCCUGAGCUCUCCUGAUGGGGAGAGGCGUCUCGUGGCAGCAGCCCUUCUGCUGCAGCCAGAGCAAGGAGGCACCAGCAGGAGCAGCCGCUGCAACCACAGAGGUGAAGAGCUUUGGGAAGAGGUUGGUUCAGAAAGGAGGGAGAUGCAUGCCUUUGACCCUGACCAUCUCGUGGACUCACCCAGAGCCCUUUUUCUUCUUUGGGAAGUGCUGAAAAUACGUGAAUAAGCCAAGACACUUGUUUCUGGAGUGUUAGCUGUGGACUCACCUCUCUGGUACCUGAAGCCAACAGAUGACAAAGGAUUUCUCAGUGGGAAGAGGACAGUGCUUUCUCUAGGUCUUUUGAAAUAAAAGCAACGCUCCUUUUUCCCCUUCCCUUUCACGGGCAGCAUACAGGGGAGAAAAAGAAGUGUCCCAUAUAAACGCAGUUCAGGAUUCUAGCAGCUUACUAGUAACAUUGCCCAAGUGGAUGGAGUGAAAACUGGAGAGCAGCGCACGUCGUACGAACAUGAAGAUGCCGUCAGCAUCUUCCAAACCCCAGGUCUCACCUGGGAACUUAACAGCAAGAGCUGUCUGCAAAAUUGUGCCUAGCAGACCUCAGCCCCGCUGCUUCCUUCUGCCAGUGGGCUUGGAGCUGUGGGUGUACGUUCAGAAAAUGCGCAACCUGCAGAAGAAGAGAAUGGAGGCGUCCUGCCUGGAGCUGGCCCUGGAAGGAGAGCGCUUGUGCAAGGCAGGGGACUUCAAAGCUGGGGCAGCCUUCUUCGAAGCAGCGGUGCAGGUGGGGACGGAGGACCUGAAGACUCUCAGUGCCAUCUACAGCCAGUUGGGCAAUGCUUAUUUCUACCUAAAGGAGUACUCCAAGGCCCUGGAGUACCAUAAGCACGACCUUACGCUGGCCAGAACCAUUGGGGACCGCAUUGGAGAAGCCAAGGCAAGUGGCAACCUUGGGAACACACUGAAAAUACUCGGGCAGUUUGAUGAAGCUGUUGUUUGUUGCCAGAGACAUUUGGACAUUUCCCAGGAGCAGGGAGACAAGGUGGGUGAAGCCAGAGCACUCUAUAAUAUAGGAAAUGUUUACCAUGCAAAGGGAAAGCAUUUAUCUUGGAACAUGGCCCAAGACCCAGGCUACCUGCCGCAAGAUGUCAAGGAGACUCUACAGAAAGCUUCAGAAUAUUAUGAGAGGAACCUGUCCCUGGUGAAGGAGCUGGGGGACAGAGCUGCACAGGGCCGUGCUUACGGCAACCUUGGCAACACCCAGUACUUACUGGGCAACUUCACUGAAGCCAUCGCCUUCCACAAGGAGCGCCUCGCUAUUGCCAAGGAGUUUGGGGACAAGGCAGCCGAGCGGAGAGCGUACAGCAACCUGGGCAACGCACACAUCUUCCUUGGGAGGUUUGACAUCUCUGCUGAAUACUACAAGAAAACACUCCAGCUCUCCAGACAACUCAAAGACCAAGCAGUAGAAGCCCAGGCUUGCUACAGUCUUGGAAACACGUACACGCUGCUUCAAGACUAUGAAAGAGCAAUCGAGUACCAUCUAAAACACCUGGUGAUAGCACAGGAGCUCGGAGACAGGGUGGGAGAAGGAAGAGCCUGCUGGAGUCUCGGAAAUGCCUAUGUCUCCUUGGGGAGCCAUGAACAAGCUCUGCACUUUGCAAGGAAGCAUCUCGAAAUCUCCCAAGAGAUCGGGGACCGGAGCGGGGAGCUGACGGCCCAGGUGAACAUGGCCCAGCUCAGGUCAGCCCUCGGCUUGGGCCCCGGGGACGAGGACGUGGGCACGGCUCAGCAUUAUUCCGGCUAUGAAGCACAAGGAGCCAGGCCAAAGAGACUCCAAAGAAACAGCAUGGACAGCUUAGACCUCCUGAAGUUCCCUUCUGAAAAGGACCAGAAUGGGGACAGCCAUCACGUGGGAGACCUGAAGAUCUCGGGCAAAGAGUUCUUGUCUUUACCUGCAAGGUCGAAGAAAUACCGGGAGCACCAACCCACUUCAGAGAGAAGGCCCCAGGGGUCAAGUACAUCACCGCUGGAUGCCAGCGAAGUCCGAGUCCAGGUGUCACAGUCGAAGAUCAACCGGACCCCUUCGGACGAGGAAUGCUUCUUUGACCUGCUGAGCAAGUUCCAGAGCAACCGGAUGGAUGAUCAGCGCUGCCCGCUGGAGGAAUGCCCAUCGGAGGCUGCAGAGGCAGCUGCCACACCAGUCCCUGCCCUGGGAGAACGGAUCUCGCAGUCCUCCCUGAUGGCGUCCCCGCAGACGGAGGAGUUCUUUGAUCUCAUCGCCAGCUCCCAGAGCAGACGGCUGGACGACCAGCGCGCCAACGUGGGCAACCUGCCCGGCCUCCGGAUAACCCACAACAACCUGGGGCACCUGCGCGUGGAGGGGGACGCUCAGGAGCCCGGCGAUGAGUUCUUCAACAUGCUCAUGAAAUGUCAGUCCUCCAGGAUAGAUGACCAGCGCUGCGCCCCACCUGACUCCAUCCCCCGUGGCCCCACUAUGCCAGACGAAGACUUCUUCAGCCUUAUCCAGCGCGUCCAGGCCAAGCGCAUGGAUGAGCAGAGGGUAGAUUUGGCCUCAGCCCAGGAGGAGGCAGCAGAGGAGCAGCAGAGGCCUGGUUCCAGCUAAGAACUGGGGUUCAGGUUGGGGGGUUUGGUUUCAGUUUGUGUUUUUUUUUUUAAAGAGAACUAAGUGUAGGUGGUUUCAAAGCUGAGUGCUCCUGCGCUACCACAGACUUCUCCCAGGAGCGACCCGAGCCGUGGGGAGCUGGAGCUCAGUGCACUGCAUGUGGCUGCUCUGCGGAGGCAGUGCCACAAAAAGGCCCACCAGACGGGGAACGGUUUUUAAACAAGGGGUUUUUUUAGGACGUGCAGCCAGUGUAACACUGGGCCCAGCACCAGGGAAGAAGACUUUGGCAGUCCCUUUGCUUGUCACCUAAAAGCCCAGGAACUUGUGCUGUCAGCCGAAGGAGGAGCCCGGAGCAGGUAGCUACAUCCAGCCUUGAUGUCCUUUAUUUCCAAAACACUUUUAAUUUAAUGGGGGAAGGGAAGAGCACCUUUUUCAUUUUCAAGUCCUCCUGUCUUAUUUGCAUCACGAGGUGACAGAUUGCUCUGGAUCCUUUCCUGGAAUAUCUUGCUCAACUUUGUUCUUGCUAAAGGAGGAAAUGAGCUCAAGUCAGCGGCAACACAGGUCCUUUUAAACCUGACCCCCGCCCUGGCUGCAGCCAUGGUCCCCCCACUUUAGUUUGUUCUGGGGUUGCUGUGAGCACCCUGUGCUGUUCCUCCCCUCCGCUUCCCCAGCCACUCGUGUGCAGAGCUGUACUGGAACCUCCUGCGCAGGAUCCAAGGCUCUCCCACCCGUAGCUUCAGUGGAAUUUGGAGACCCCCAGCAAAACCCCAGCCUGGGACAAAGCCUGAAAGGUAACUGCCAGCUGGGCAGCGCCAACUGCAGCCCCGAGACAGGAAUCUGUGCCCGGGAAGGGAGGAAGACGGUCUCUGCCCAUCUGCUCAGCACAGAACACAAACUUAGGCAACGCAUUGCUUCUGCUGCAGCUGGGCCAGAAGCCUCGUACAGGAUUGAAUCGUGUGCCCGAGGCAGAAACCUGCAUUUGGCACUGACCUGCUUCGAGAGCUACAAAGCCUUCUGGUCACCGCUUGCGAUGAGAGUGAGCAGAA
Messenger RNA from Cygnus olor (mute swan), 3844 nucleotides. It is a transcript of the gene GPSM1, whose product is annotated as G protein signaling modulator 1. NCBI's taxonomy places the organism in Eukaryota, Metazoa, Chordata, Aves, Anseriformes, Anatidae. Gene Ontology annotation, molecular function: GTPase regulator activity; protein binding. Bases 687 to 2798 code for a protein of 703 amino acids. The record is from RefSeq and is a predicted model, not a curated record. The transcript has 14 exons.